Molecule: messenger RNA, 1941 nt
Organism: Fomitiporia mediterranea MF3/22
Lineage: Eukaryota; Fungi; Basidiomycota; Agaricomycetes; Hymenochaetales; Hymenochaetaceae
Product: glycoside hydrolase
Exons: 20
Coding region: 1-1941 (646 amino acids)
Biological process (GO): carbohydrate metabolic process
Molecular function (GO): alpha-amylase activity; cation binding; starch binding
Source: RefSeq, a predicted model, not a curated record
AUGGUCGCCUUUCUUCGGCCCCGCGACGCAGUUUAUCCGUUUCGCAAAGAUGCAAAUAGGAUCUCGUCAUCACUCGCUGGCGUAGAUGCCGUGGGGAACGAGUCGGAAACGAUUAUAAAUUUCGGACUGGGCUGGCUAACAGACCUAUGGUCAGACGCUCAGCCCACAUUCGCUAGAUACUUGUCGCUAUUGCUCUUAUACCUAAUGCUUCUCCGAAUUAUCCAAGGAUUACUACCAUUGACAAUAUGCGUGUCCUGCGUCACUACCACAUCAGCAGCACCAUCUGGCACUAAUGACGUCAUUAUCCAGAUGUUUGAGUGGACGUGGGACAGCAUUGCUGCUGAAUGUGCAUCUUUCAUCGGCCCUGCAGGAUAUGGCUUUAUACAAGCUAGCCCAGCUCAAGAACAUGUCACAGGAGAUCAAUGGUGGACCGAUUACCAACCGGUUUCAUACAUCCUCACUUCGAAGCGUGGUAACCGUGACCAGUACACAAAUAUGAUCAAUACCUGCCAUGCUUCGGGAGUAAGGGUAAUUGCUGAUACCAUUUUCAAUCAUAUGUCCGGAUCAGAUUCUGACGUUGGCGUCGCUGGGAGUUCAUUUACGCACUACGACUACCCCGGCAUCUAUGAGUAUCAAGACUUCCACCACUGCGGGCUUGAACCGGGAGACGACAUUGUCAAUUACGACAAUCGAGUCGAGGUUCAGACGUGUGAACUAGUGAAUCUCGCGGACCUAGCGACAGAGACGGAGUACGUCCGCUCACGUCUUGCCGAAUACGGGAAUGAUCUACUGUCUCUUGGAGUGGAUGGCUUGCGCCUUGAUGCAGCUAAACAUAUUGCGGCAACGGACCUUGCUAAUAUUACCAGCCGGUUGAACCGCCCAGCAUACCUUACUCAAGAGGUCAUCUAUGGUGAGGGAGAGCCUAUUACACCAGCAGAAUAUGUAGGAAUUGGUAUGUUCCGCUACACCACCGCUCUUAAGAACGCUUUCCUGAGUGAUGGGAUUGCAAGUCUGCAGAACCUCGAUGAUCAAGGUUGGGUGCCCGGGGACGAUGCAAACGUUUUUGUUACGAAUCAUGACACUGAACGAAACGGCAAUUCACUCAACGACAAUUCGCCCUCAAAUACGUAUACACUAGCGAUGAUCUUCUCUUUAGCACAUCCGUAUGGAACGCCGACCAUUCUGUCCAGCUAUUCUGGGUUUACAAACACAGACGCAGGUGCACCAAAUGGCGGUGCAGGGACAUGUUCUACUGACGGAGGCGCCAACGGAUGGCUGUGUCAGCAUCGAUGGCCUGCUAUCACAGGCAUGGUCGGCUUCCGCAACAACAUCAGUGUCGCAUCACCCAACGCCCUCACGAACUGGGUUUCUCCGAGCUCACAGCGCAUCGCAUUCGCGCGUGGCGCAGCAGGCUUUGUAGCGAUCAAUAACGAGGACUCAGCCUGGUCGAUGACGUUUAACAGUGGAUUACCCGCAGGGUCGUAUUGUGACGUCGUUGCUGGGGUGCCAAACGGCGCGGUGUGUGCAGGACCGUCGUAUACCGUGGCAUCGGACGGUACCUUCACUCCGAUUAUCUCGGCACGAAACGCUCUUGCAAUCCAUAUCGGUGCUCUUGGGACCGGAAGUAGUGACGGCGGAGGAAGCACUCCGAGCACCGUCGCAGUCACAUUCGAUGAAACGGCUACUACAACCUUUGGCGAGAAUAUUUUCUUAGUUGGAAGCAUACCGGAGCUUGCUUCGUGGGACACAGACAAUGCUAUCGCCUUAUCAGCAGACACAUAUCCUGUCUGGUCCGUAACGGUCUCUCUACCUGCAAGCACGAGCUUCGAAUACAAGUUUAUCCGGAAGGAGACGGACGGCAGCAUCCAAUGGGAGAGUGACCCAAAUCGGAGUGCUAUGACGGGAACGGGGGCAGAGACUAUAUCGGCCUCCUGGAGAUAG